AUGAUUAGUUUAACCAUGAUAGUCAGUUCUGCCUUAACAAUAUGGAGAAUUUUAAUGAUAAUAACAUAUAGUGAUUCUCCCAUAGUAGUAGUAUUGAGUGGAAGUAUGGAACCUUUAUACUACAGAGGAGAUAUAUUAACAUUAUAUAAUCGUGAGGAAAAAAUAUAUACAGGAGAUGUUGUAGUUUAUAAAAACGGAGAUUAAGAAAUUCCUAUAGUGCAUAGAGUUAUAGCAAUUUAAGAAAAAGAUGGAGAAGAUUACUAUAUAUUGACAAAAGGAGAUAAUAAUUUAAGUGAUGAUAGAGGAUUAUAUUAAAAUAGAAAAAUAUGGCUUCAUAAAAAAGAUAUUUUGGGAAAAAUUAAAGGAUAUUGUCCGUAUUUAGGAAUUGUUACAAUUAUUCUAAAUGAUUAUCCAAUGGUAAAGUAUGUCACAUUAGGUCUAAUGGGACUGUUUGUUCUUAUUGCUAAAGAUCCUUAAGGUUGAAAUCAG
Molecule: messenger RNA, 489 nt
Organism: Ichthyophthirius multifiliis
Lineage: Eukaryota; Ciliophora; Oligohymenophorea; Hymenostomatida
Product: sec11, putative
Exons: 1
Cellular component (GO): signal peptidase complex; membrane
Molecular function (GO): serine-type endopeptidase activity
Source: RefSeq, a predicted model, not a curated record